Zychaea mexicana is the source of this 219-nucleotide messenger RNA. RefSeq lists its product as uncharacterized. The transcript has a single exon. NCBI's taxonomy places the organism in Eukaryota, Fungi, Mucoromycota, Mucoromycetes, Mucorales, Lichtheimiaceae. The annotation marks the transcript as partial. The record is from RefSeq and is a predicted model, not a curated record.
AGACAGGCAAUCGAACACAACACCACGAAAGCUGUUGGAUCGCUAAACGUUUUGCAUUCACUUGGCCUUAGCGCGUCAGGUUUUACAUGCGUCCUUGCAGCACGUAUCUAUGCUCAGUUCAUUCGCCCCCAAUGGUUUUGCUAUCCGAAAGCCGCUCAAAAAACACAUGAAACUGCUCCAGGAUACACAAGCCACCUGUCUACGCCGUAUCUAUGGUAG